AUGUUGUCAUGUGCGUUGUUUGAAAGAGUAGAUGUUGUAAGGAAGAGCGUCGACUUGAAGGAGGAGGAUCCAUGGACGCUGAAAUCGACCUCGCCAAAGAAGUCAAGGAAGAAAGCAGCAGCCAAAGACAAUCGGUAUUCGAGUUUGGGCCUCGACAAGUUCUCCUCGUUGCUCUCCGACCUACAAGCUCGAAGGGUGGCGAUCGCAGUUGAAUCGGAGGACAAGCCGGCGCCGAUGCUAAUCUGGUUCCGCUUCUCGGAUUCAAAUGACUGCGUGCCGAUCGUCCUGAGGCUCAACGACGAGACAAAGCAGUUCGGUCGCCUGAAAAAUUCGCCGGAGCCGCCUCCUCCACCGCCGGCGGAGGAGAAGAAGCCAGUCAACGAGGUUGACUUGCCUCCGGCGGUCAGUCAUAACGGAGGAGGAUGGUCCUGGAGACCUAAAUAUCAGUGGCCUCUCGUGCUGGUUUUGAUCCUUGUGUGCUUGAUGUUCGCGAGGACGUUCGCCAUAUUGUGCACCACCGUGUGGUGGCACAUGGUGCCGAGCAUGCAGGGAGAAGAAGGAAGGAAACAGAGGAGGCGGGUGAAGAAGAAGAAGAUCAACAGCAAUGACAUCCUGUAA
Zingiber officinale is the source of this 618-nucleotide messenger RNA. RefSeq lists its product as uncharacterized. Bases 1 to 618 code for a protein of 205 amino acids. The record is from RefSeq and is a predicted model, not a curated record. Lineage: Eukaryota; Viridiplantae; Streptophyta; Magnoliopsida; Zingiberales; Zingiberaceae. The transcript has a single exon.